AUGAAACAUACAUUGCGGCCUGGCCUGUUGUCAUUGAAAGAAUUAAGGUUUAAAUUGACCAACUGCGCAUCGGUUUCACUAAUUGAUAAGAUUGUGCUGAAAGUGGAAGAAUGCAUUAGCAGAUACGUAGAUAUGAAUGAUAUGAUAACAUUAAACACUCUAACUUAUAUUACCGUUAAAACAAUCAAAUAUUUGGUGAUAACGAAUCGCAGCAUGAUAAGCAAUCCAAAAUUCCUGCAACAUGAUCGGCAAUGUCCAAAUGGGCUUGUUCCUGCUAAAAUCACAAAUGAUCGCAAGUUAUCAGAUUAG
Molecule: messenger RNA, 309 nt
Organism: Loa loa (African eye worm)
Lineage: Eukaryota; Metazoa; Nematoda; Chromadorea; Rhabditida; Onchocercidae
Exons: 2
Coding region: 1-309 (102 amino acids)
Source: RefSeq, a predicted model, not a curated record